AUGGAGGCAGUUCCCCCACUCUCCAAAGCUGAGUAUCUGAAUUACUUGUCUGGGGCAGAUGCCGACCAGGAAGGAGGUUCAGAGUCCCUUCGGAAGAGGUACAAAAAAGGACCAAAGCUGGGACGCACCGCUGGCAAGGGAUUGCAGAUUGUUGAUGAUGAUGUGGGCUGGGCAGCUAUCUCUACCGCUAAGCCAGAAAAGGAGGAGGAAGAGGAUGGAGAUUUGCCUGUGGUGGCUGAGUUUGUUGAUGAGCUUCUAGAAGAGGUAAAGCAGAUGGAGGCCUUCCGUUCCAGUGCCAAAUGGAAGCUCCUGGGAGACCACAGUGGAGAUAGACAUUUCCAUCAUGAUGAAUGAGAUCCAUCUUCUCCUAGGAGGGUUCAGGGCAUCCUGCUCUUCAUGGACCAGGCCCUGACUGGUCCUAGGAGGGUUCAUCAUGACACCCCAGAUCCAUCUCCUCCCAGGAGGGCCUGUCUCUCUCCUCCUCAAAGGAGUCCCCAUUCCGGAAAGAAGACUGUAUUUCGAGACAAGUCUGGUCAGAAGAGGAAUUUGAAGCUGGAAUGCCUGGAGCAAAGAAGAAAAGCAGAGAAGGACUCAGAGCGAGAUGAGCUAUAUGCCCAGGGCAAAGGGCUUGCUCAGAGCCGGCAACAGCAGCAGAAUGUAGAGGAUGCCAUGAAGGAGAUGCAGAAGCCUCUGGCCCGCUAUAUCGAUGAUGAAGAUCUGGAUCGGAUGCUGAGAGAACAAGAAAGAGAGGGGGACCCGAUGGCCGACUUCAUUAAGAAGAAUAAGGCUAAGGAGAACAAGCACAAGAAAGCGAGACCUCGCUAUAAUGGUCCUGCACCUCCUCCCAAUAGAUUCAGUAUCUGGCCUGGCUACCGCUGGGAUGGAGUGGACAGAUCCAAUCGCUUUGCCAGGCUCGCCAGCAAGAAGGCUGUGGAGAAGCUUGCCUACAAGUGGAGUGUGGAGAACAUGUAGCUUCUCCUAGGCUGUGCGGUGCUGUGGUGGUGGUGGCACAGGACAGCCCGACAUCCAGCUCUAAUGCUUGUCUUGCUAGACACAGACCAGCAACUCGCGGACAGCCUACCCUUGGCUGUGUCCGUAUUGUCUGUUGACUGACAGCGACUUCUCUAUCC
This is a messenger RNA of Alexandromys fortis (reed vole), 1130 nucleotides long. RefSeq names its product BUD13 homolog. Gene Ontology annotation, molecular function: RNA binding. Gene Ontology annotation, cellular component: U2-type spliceosomal complex; RES complex. Gene Ontology annotation, biological process: mRNA splicing, via spliceosome. Lineage: Eukaryota; Metazoa; Chordata; Mammalia; Rodentia; Cricetidae. The record is from RefSeq and is a predicted model, not a curated record.